This is a messenger RNA of Miscanthus lutarioriparius, 645 nucleotides long. NCBI's taxonomy places the organism in Eukaryota, Viridiplantae, Streptophyta, Magnoliopsida, Poales, Poaceae. The record is from the annotation of a GenBank genome assembly.
AUGGACUGCCCCAAGAGGAGACGCGACACGGAGGCGGCGUCGUCCGGGCUCCCCGACGACCCCCUGGUGGAGAUCCUCUCCCGCGUCCCUGCCAAGUCCCUCUGCCGCUUCAGCGACUGCGACGACGAGCCCUGCUCCUGUUACGGCGGGGACGGCGAAGCCCGCGGCGCUGAGGACAGCGACGAAGAGGAAUUGCCUCGCUAUGGUUUCGUCGACGUGUUGCAGAGAUCGGAAAGGUACUAUCAGCUAACUGUGUUAGAUGUGGAAGGGAACAUACAGAAGAUCAUCCCUCUACCAUGUCAGGCAGGCAGGGAAAGCUGGACGUUGUUUGAUUAUAUUGGACGGUCCCAAGGGUGCUUGCACUACAUCAACCAUGAAAUGGAUGAUGAAGGAUUUGACGGUGAUGGGUUAUUAAUCUGGGUUCUUGAGGACUAUGAGAGACAACAAUGGGUCCUGAAGGACACUGUAAGCUAUUCAAAGUUGUUUGGGGAAAGGAAUUGCCAUAAGGACAUUGACUCUGACUACAAUGCGGUGGGAAUUCAUCCAGAUCAAAGUUUGGUCUUUCUUGUUCAGGGCCAAAAGCUGAUAUCAUAUCACAUGGUUAGUAAGGAAGUGCGUGAUCUCUGCACUCUUGAACAUGGCUAG